Emys orbicularis (European pond turtle) is the source of this 2949-nucleotide messenger RNA. RefSeq names its product EPH receptor B3 (gene EPHB3). Gene Ontology annotation, biological process: ephrin receptor signaling pathway; axon guidance; protein phosphorylation. The record is from RefSeq and is a predicted model, not a curated record. Gene Ontology annotation, cellular component: plasma membrane; dendrite. The transcript is spliced from 16 exons. Lineage: Eukaryota; Metazoa; Chordata; Testudines; Emydidae. Bases 7 to 2949 code for a protein of 980 amino acids. Gene Ontology annotation, molecular function: transmembrane-ephrin receptor activity; protein binding; ATP binding.
ACCCUGAUGGAUACGAAGUGGGUGACGUCCGAGUUGGCGUGGACGGCUCAUCCAGAGACCGGGUGGGAGGAAGUCAGCGGUUACGAUGAGGCCAUGAACCCCAUCCGAACGUACCAGGUGUGCAAUGUGCGGGAGGCCAAUCAGAACAACUGGCUCCGUACUCAGUUCAUCCAGCGCCAGGACGUCCAGCGAGUCUACGUGGAGCUGAAAUUCACUGUACGGGACUGUAACAGCAUCCCCAACAUCCCGGGCUCCUGCAAAGAGACCUUCAAUCUCUUCUAUUACGAGUCGGAUACAGAUUCUGCCUCUGCCUCUAGCCCCUUCUGGAUGGAAAACCCCUACAUCAAAGUGGAUACAAUUGCCCCCGAUGAGAGUUUCUCCAAGCUGGAGUCUGGCCGCGUGAACACCAAGGUGCGCAGCUUUGGGCCUCUCUCCAAGAAUGGUUUUUACCUGGCCUUCCAGGACCUGGGCGCCUGCAUGUCCCUCAUCUCUGUCCGCGCUUUCUAUAAGAAAUGCUCCAACACCAUUGCUGGCUUUGCUGUUUUUCCGGAGACCUUAACUGGGGCUGAGCCCACUUCUCUGGUCAUUGCCCCAGGGAUCUGCAUCCCCAAUGCAGUGGAAGUGUCUGUGCCCCUGAAGCUGUACUGUAAUGGAGAUGGGGAGUGGAUGGUACCAGUUGGAGCCUGUACGUGCGCUGCUGGAUAUGAGCCUGCCAUGAAAGAUACCCAGUGCCAAGCCUGUGGUCCCGGGACCUUCAAGUCGAAGCAAGGGGAAGGUCUCUGCUCACCCUGCCCCCCCAACAGCCGGACAAGCUCUGGGGCAGCGAUGCUCUGUACCUGUCGGAUCGGCUACUUCCGGGCUGACGCAGACUCUGCAGACAGUGCUUGCACCAGCGUCCCAUCCUCUCCUCUCAACGUCAUCUCCAACGUGAACGAGACGUCGCUGGCGCUGGAGUGGAGCGAGCCCCGGGACUCGGGGGGCCGGGACGACCUGCUGUACAACAUCAUCUGCAAGAAGUGCACCGUGGAGCGCCGGGUGUGCACGCGCUGCGACGACAACGUGGAGUUCGUGCCCCGCCAGCUCGGCCUGACGGACCGGCACAUCUACAUCAGCAACCUGAUGGCACACACCCAGUACACCUUCGAGAUUCAGGCUGUGAACGGCGUGUCCAGCAAGAGCCCCCACUCCCCCCACUUCGCCUCCGUCAACAUCACCACCAACCAGGCAGCCCCCUCGGCCGUUCCCAGAAUUCAGCUGCACGGCACUACUGGCAGCAGCAUGAUGCUGUCAUGGACGCCCCCGGAGAGACCCAACGGGAUCAUCCUGGACUAUGAAAUCAAGUACUUUGAGAAGGGCCAGAGUGACGGCAUCGCGAACACCGUCACCAGCCAGCAGAACACGGUGCGGCUGGAUGGGCUGACGGCCAACUCCCUGUAUGUAGUGCAGGUUCGGGCCCGCACUGUGGCUGGCUAUGGCCAGUACAGCCUCCCCGUGGAGUUCCAGACACCUGCAGAAGACGGCUCCAGCGGGAAGAGCUUCCAGGAGUUGCCCCUGAUCGUGGGUUCGGCCACCGCAGGCCUGGUCUUUGUCAUCGCUGUGGUGGUGAUUGCUAUUGUCUGCUUCAGAAGGAGGGGAAAGCAGCGGAGCAGUACGGACUCGGAGUACACGGAGAAGCUGCAGCAGUACAGUCGGGGUGAGGGGUGUUGCUGGUACUGUGCCCUCACACUGGGCCUGACUUGCUCUGCUCUCGCAGUCACUCCCGGAAUGAAAGUUUACAUCGACCCCUUCACCUACGAGGACCCCAACGAGGCGGUCCGGGAGUUUGCCAAAGAGAUCGACAUCUCCUGCGUCAAGAUCGAGGAGGUGAUUGGAGCAGGGGAGUUCGGGGAGGUCUGCCGGGGCCGCCUGAAGUUGCCGGGCCGUCGGGAGAUCUUUGUGGCCAUCAAGACCCUGAAAGUGGGUUACACGGAGCGGCAGCGGCGGGACUUCCUGAGCGAGGCCAGCAUCAUGGGGCAAUUUGACCAUCCCAACAUCAUCCACCUGGAGGGCGUGGUGACCAAGAGCCGGCCGGUCAUGAUAGUCACGGAGUUCAUGGAGAACUGCGCCCUGGACUCCUUCCUCCGGCUGAAUGACGGGCAGUUCACGGUGAUCCAGCUGGUGGGGAUGCUGCGUGGCAUCGCGGCGGGCAUGAAGUACCUGGCGGAGAUGAACUACGUGCACCGGGACCUGGCCGCCCGCAACAUCCUCGUCAACAGCAACCUGGUGUGCAAGGUGUCGGACUUCGGGCUCUCGCGCUUCUUGGAGGACGACCCCGCGGACCCCACCUACACCAGCUCGCUGGGUGGUAAGAUCCCGAUCCGGUGGACGGCUCCGGAAGCCAUAGCCUACCGCAAGUUCACCUCGGCCAGCGACGUGUGGAGUUACGGGAUUGUCAUGUGGGAGGUGAUGUCCUAUGGGGAGCGGCCCUACUGGGACAUGUCCAACCAGGACGUGAUUAACGCGGUGGAGCAGGAUUACCGCCUGCCGCCGCCCAUGGACUGCCCCACGGCGCUGCACCAGCUCAUGCUGGACUGCUGGGUGCGUGACCGCAACCUACGGCCCAAGUUUGCACAGAUAGUGAAUACGCUGGACAAGCUCAUCCGGAACGCAGCCAGCCUGAAGGUCAUCGCCACCGUCCAGUCCGGCGUGUCCCAGCCACUCCUGGACCGCACCGUGCCGGAUUACACCACCUUCACCACCGUGGGCGACUGGCUCGACGCCAUCAAAAUGGGACGGUACAAGGAGAGCUUUGUCAACGCUGGAUUUGCAUCCUUCGACUUGGUGGCGCAGAUGACAGCAGAAGACCUGCUCAGGAUAGGGGUGACGCUCGCAGGACAUCAAAAGAAGAUCCUGAGCAGUAUUCAGGACAUGAGACUGCAAAUGAACCAGACACUCCCGGUUCAGGUUUGA